This is a messenger RNA of Pseudopodoces humilis (Tibetan ground-tit), 1269 nucleotides long. It is a transcript of the gene CRLF2, whose product is annotated as cytokine receptor like factor 2. Gene Ontology annotation, molecular function: protein binding. The record is from RefSeq and is a predicted model, not a curated record. NCBI's taxonomy places the organism in Eukaryota, Metazoa, Chordata, Aves, Passeriformes, Paridae.
CACAUUCUAACCAUGAGACUCAUCUUUCAAGCAUAUUUGAUGAUCUUCAUACUGGGCAACUUUGUGGCUUCUCAGUCACAAUCUUCUGGUGAGAAAAAUGCCAUCAACACCACAAUCAUCAACUUCAACAAUGAGAAGAUGCAGAUCACAUGGGCAACAAGAGAGCUUUUCCAUGAUGAGAAUGUGUCAUUUUUUUACACAUUUAGUGAAGGCAAGCACAAAGUUUGGAAGCCAUGUACGACCUAUUUAUUGGAUCAAGAUUAUAAUUCUGGAUGUCUUUUUAAGACAGAAGGACCUACCCUUGCCAUUUCUAUCAGGAACAGCAACGGAAGUGAAGAACUUUUUUCUAAAAAAUUAAAAGCUGAUUUUUACAUAAAGCCCAGUCCACCAGAAAAUGUGACCUUCUUCUGGGAAGAUGACACUGUUACUGUAAGCUGUAAUAAACCAGAGAGAAAUGCAUGGUGCUUGAGACUUGAGCUUCAGUACAAAAGCAAGUUUGACAAAGAGUGGCAAUCCAGAACUUCUAAGUGCUGCAGUGUUGGAGAGCAAGGCUUUGAUCCAAGGAAGUGCUACUCUUUCCGAGUCAGACUGAGGAGGCUCGUACCAUACUGCAAUGUAGUCAAAUACAGCAGUGACUGGGAAGCUGAAACAUUUUGGAUGAAUGGCACGUUAUUAGAUUCAUGUGAUGAUGAUGUAACUCCUCAGUCAAAAAGAGUAAUUGUUUUAAGUUGUUCACUGGCAGUACUCUUAAUGAUGCUUAUCCUCCUGAUUCUUCUGUGUAAAUGGCAGAGGGUUCAGAUGUCAGUCCUGCCUGCUAUACCAGACCCUAAAUAUCCAUUUGCUGAUCUCUUCAAUGAUCAUAAUGGAAACUUACAGGAAUGGCUAGACAAAAAUGAUCAUGUGGUGUUGCAAACCAAGCUAGAAUAUGAAGAACCAGAGUCCAUCACUGAGGCAGAAAGCCAGCAAGAAGAUGAGAACAGUGACAAACAGGGACCUUUGGAAAAAAUCUUCCCUUUUUCAGGAGCAGCUGAAAAAAAUGAUGGCAAAGCAGCUGAGAUUGCCUGCCUGAUACCGGCAUCCAACACUGCAGCUCCUAUUGCUGGCUUCCAUAUUUUAAUGAAUGACGACAUAUUUUGGUGUGAAUUAGGUGUAGGUAAAAUGGGUCAUGUGGCGAGGCGCUGCACCGGGCUGCCCACAGAAGCUGUGGAUGCCCCAUCCCGGUAUGAGUUCAAAGGCAGGCUGGAUGUGGCUUUGAGCAGCCUGGCCUAG